UAACACUUGCACAUUGCUGGCGUGUGGAAGCAAUGCACAGGAUAGUGAAGGUCUCUCUGACGGUGUUCGGAUGUGUGCUUGUGGGCACGACGUUAUCAGCAUUCGUACGGCUAUUCGGUUCUGUGGACCUGCCUCUAUGGUUGCUUCAAGCGCAGUCGAGCGCUCUGUACCUCGCCCUCGCCUUCAUCGCCUUCGCCAGCGCCUGCUCCUUGGCGUCGGAUCUGUUUAAAACCGACUCUUCUGCCUACAAAACGCGGAGUGACAUCAUGAUCGACCUGCUGACUAACAAGUUGGCGGUGAGCUUUCUCUAUUCUGCUUGUUGGAUCCCCAUUCUGCUCUUUCUUGCAAGCGUCCAGGUCGACGGAUUGCUGGAAGACUAUGACACACUGCCUUUUGCAGUUGAAAUCAUCAUCAGAUAUCACUGUGGUUUCUUGAGGCACAUCCCAGCCACCUUUGUCCAGACUCUCGCUCUGUCUGCGCUCGUUUUGCCCAAAGUCGGGUCCACAAAUUCUGCGGCCCUCGAGGUUAACAGCUGCCAGAGACUAAUGAUGAAAAUGGCCCUCCUCUUGCCAAUUGGAUCUCGCCUAUUUUUGCAUAUUUUUGCGUUGCCCGAGACCGCUAGCUUUCGACAUAUUUAUCUUGGACAGUCACUGCCCCUUUGUACGGCUUGUAAGUUCGAUAGUGUGUGUUUAUUUAUGAUUAUAGUUAGUGGUUGGUCUCUGUAUGUAAUUAAGUCUUACUGUUUGUGUGAUAUACGAUACAAACGGGCACGGUUAUAGUUGAUGAUGAUAGUGAAGAUAAUGG
Penaeus indicus is the source of this 804-nucleotide messenger RNA. RefSeq lists its product as uncharacterized. Bases 33 to 779 code for a protein of 248 amino acids. The transcript has 6 exons. The record is from RefSeq and is a predicted model, not a curated record. Lineage: Eukaryota; Metazoa; Arthropoda; Malacostraca; Decapoda; Penaeidae.